Apiotrichum porosum is the source of this 4878-nucleotide messenger RNA. RefSeq lists its product as uncharacterized. Bases 1 to 4878 code for a protein of 1625 amino acids. The record is from RefSeq and is a predicted model, not a curated record. The transcript is spliced from 3 exons. Gene Ontology annotation, biological process: regulation of ARF protein signal transduction. Gene Ontology annotation, molecular function: guanyl-nucleotide exchange factor activity. Lineage: Eukaryota; Fungi; Basidiomycota; Tremellomycetes; Trichosporonales; Trichosporonaceae.
AUGGCGUCGCCGGCGCACUUUCACGCGUCACCGACGCCGAUACCAUCGGCUGAGAUUCGCUCGCAAGCAAUCGCCAAGCUUAAACGUGCGGCCUCACUCCCGCGCACCCCAGAUGGACGCCGCCCUCCUCCAACAGGUCAACUGAGGAGUGGUGGUGCGAGCACAAAUCCCAGCACAGCAACGUCCGAAGAAAGCCAUGCGCCGUCGGCCAACGCAGCCACCCCGUCACCGUCCCGUCUGAUGAACGACUAUGGGCAUGAAGAGCUCUUGUCGGCAGGUCCCUCCAUGUUUGGAGGAGCCCCAGUCAUGCAGCGCUCAACGUCCGACUCGUCUUCCUUCCACAUCCCAACACCUCCUCACGUCUAUGGCUCGUCCAACGUGUCGCCAUACUUUACGGCCCAACCAUCGCCUGUGGGAGCCCCUGGGACAGAUUGGGCAGCCUACCAGCUUGCACAGUCGUAUUUGCCCUCCAUCAGCCCUGUCACAGCCCCUCCUUCAUCGUUCCCCCAAAGUCUACAGACUCCCACUGGACCUGGACGGAAUACCCCAAGCCCCUUGCCGUCCUUGGGAGAACUCCGCACACUGUCGAGAUCCAAUUCGGCCAUGGCUCGAGCCAAGGCCAUGAUGGCUCUCACAGGCCAGGCCAACCCUGAUACACCGACACGCAGCACCAACUUGCCCACGCCAACGUCCUCUGAUGAGGAUAUCACACUCGGAAUUCCCGGCUCGCGCCUGACGCGCGCCGGCACUAUUGGUGUGCCACGGAUGUUUGGUAUGCCUGCGGACGAGCCUGCGGUGGACACGACCACGAGUGUCGCCCCUGCAGUGGCCCCAAUGGCUGAUACGACACUCGACGUUCCCCGGCCACGCCUCCAACGCAGCUUCACGGUUUCUUCAUCCAACAUGGGCGAAGAGCGUCGCAGUGCAGUUGGUCGCCGGAUGGUCGAGCGUCUUGCCGAGCGUCGCGCGGCUCGUCAGCAGGAGGAGGUGGAGGUGCGGCAUCUCUGGGAGGAGCGACGAAAGACUCGGCCACCAGAUGCCGAUGGCAAGCAGCCUACUCAACCCGCUGAGGAUGACGAAGAAGAGGACCCGAGCCCGAUCCCGGUCCCCAACCUGGCCACGUUAACGCUCAUGGUCCCGUCGGUCGACGCCACUUCUGCUUCGGCUCCCACAACGGGCAUCCCAACCACCGUGCCUUCUCUGGGACCCUCGCUGGCAGCAAGCAGUGCCGACCGCACGCCGUCACGGAACACCGAGCGCUCAGAUGAGGCGUUCGAGUACGAGUCACAUCUUCGCAGAAGCCUGUCGAGCCGGACAGCGCGGGAAGUCAUUGAACCGAGCCCUGAGGUUGCUAUGCCAAGCCCAUUGAUAGAGGACGCAGCCGAGGGCGUCCACGGUUCAGUUUUCCAGCGCCAACAACAACCAUCAUUCACCCAGCCUUCCCUCGUGGGGCAAACCGCGCCACAGCUGUCAUUUGGCCAGUCGUCGCCAUUUGGUGACUCGUCGUUUGGCGACUCAUUUGAAUCAUUUGAGCAGCGGCCGUCACAAGAUCGGACAUCAUUUGAGCGACCAUCCUCUGAGCAGUCAUCAUUCGAACAGCGUCCAUCCCUCGAACUGCAGGACGAUGAGCAGCUUCUUCGUCCUGUACAGCCAUUUGCGAACGCCCACAUGCGCCAUGUGCCCCACGACUCAACAUCCUCGGCAGGGACAGUCAUGCCACCAGCCGCGGGCAACUCGCCGAGCAGUGAAUCUACGGCCACUCUCGAUAGCGCGGGUUUGUUCUACCGGCGUAGCCCUAGCAAGACGGCGGAACCUCCUAUCGAGGAAGACGAAAGACUGAGCAGUUGGGAUGACGACCACAACGUCGACUGGGUCACUGGCCCGCGCAGCCAAGUGUCCGCCGUGAGCCACGUUGGCCACAGCGGUCACGGCGCGGACACUGAGUCGCUCGGUCACAUGAGAACCUCGCACGAUAUUCACGACCGAUCCUCGAGCCGCAUGUCGUGGGAGGAAAUUGGAUCGGUUGACGAGCACGAAGCUCAGGCAGAUCAGCACCAGGGCAAAACGUCUGGCAGCUUUUCGCGCAAGAAUGGUCGUGGCAUGCUGAAUGCUAUGCGCAAGUAUAGCCGUAGCGGGUCCAUCACCAGCCAGGUCACCAGUCCUCCGGCCAGCCCCAACACUGGCUUCGCUGGCGCCUUUGCCCGCCGCGAGUCGGAGUCGUCGACAUCCACCGGCCAACGCAGCGCCACUGUGGCCGCCCCGCGCGAGUCACCAACUGUCUCGAAGGGUGUCAAGCAUCAAGCGUCCAACGGCUCGAUUACCCCAUCGUUUACCACUACGGGUCCUGCCGACACUGUCGCUUCGGCAAACAACCUCCUGAUACAGCACCAGCUCGCCCACGCUCCUUCCCCUAUCAGCUUCUUACCUCGCCCUGAUAUGAGCGAUCCGCGCAUCCACAACUCGAAGCUGUCGCCCUUCCCUGGUAUUACCACUUUGGAACAAAAGCAGAGGAGCCGCAGUGGAUCCGACUCCCGCGAGCAACCUCGGCUUGUGCAGCAGUUGUCAGACCCCACUGUCCCCACCAACCGUGCUGCGCCCGUUUCGGCCUCGUCGGAUCGCGAAUCGGCCGACGCUGCCAACGGUUCCACCAGGCGCCACUGGUUUGGCAAGGGCUCCAUCUCUCGUGGCAGUGGUAGCGGGUCGGGCGGUCGCAGUCAGCAGAGCUCUCAGCAUAGCCAAAGCACCAGCGAGGACUAUCGCAAUGGCAGUAUGAGGCGAUUGGCCACCGAGUCCCCCGUCGACGAAAUGGACCCACUGUCCACCGCAAGGGGCAGGUUGUCCCCCGAGACGGCAAAGAACUCCAAGAACCGUCCCGAGAUUCCGCAAUACAUGUUCAACCGCCGACGUGCGCCGCCUCCGCCCAUCGAGCUGGGGUCGUCGAAUGUGGAGUCGAUCAACGGCGAUGCCGCCCCCAAGCAGCUUGGCAACUCUGUCGCUGGUCUUGGAGACAGGUCGACCGAAGUCCUCAACCGCAUGGACGCUGUCCUCGGCCUAUCGGCUCAAGACCCUUCACGCCACGAUUUCCUCGAUGACCCCCCGCGCAAGCUUCUCCUCUCUCAGCAGGUGCUGCAGGUUGUCAACGUCAACACCGUCAAGGACAGGUACCUUUUCCUGUUCAAUGACAUUCUGGUCAUUGCCAAGCCCGUGAUCACAGUCGGCACACAAGCAACGCUGGACAUGAAGUUUAUCGUCAAGUCGGUUGUCGGUCUUGACAAGCUGGUCGUCUCGGGUCUCUCAGAUGAGCCUACUGCCGAGCCUCCACGCCAUCCGGCCGUCACCCAGUUUAUUCAGGACUUUGGCGAGGACGCCCCCACUGCGGUCCAGCAGCUCAUCGAACGCAGUGCGCUCAAGAUUGACUCUGUCACCUUGUCCAGUCUCCUCUUCAAAACAGUUGAGCUGGACAAGUCCCAGAUCGGUCAACUCUUGGCACAUGACUCGCAGUUGCUCGAGGCUUUUGUGGACCGCUUCCAAUUCAGCCAAGUGCGUAUCGACGACGCUCUCCGCAUGUUCCUCCUCGCCAUCCGCUUGCCGACAAACCUGGCAGAUGCCGAACCGAUUCUGCGCGGUUUCGCUCACAUAUAUUGCGAUGCCAACAAGGGCAACGUCGAGUUUGACGGCAACCUGGCGGGCGAGCUGGUAAUCUCUAUGCUUGAGCUCAACGACAUGCUUUACUCGACUUUUGGCUUUGCGUUCCCCAACCAUGCUAUCUCGCGCGACGCGUACGUCAACGGGUUCUAUGCCAAGGACCCCGACGGGCUCGUUCCCGACGACCUCCUGGACGAGAUUUACGUGUCCAUUCGCUACGCCAAGCUCGUGCAGGGUCUCGCUCCCAGCGAGGCUCAUCUUGCUCGUGAUAUCACCGUCACCCCUUCGCGCCUCCCAAGCAGGAUCACGUACAACGAGUGGUCGGAGCGAAUUGUUGUCGCCAUCCCUCGUCCAGACCCUGCGUUCAAGGUUGAGUUCGUGGGCGAGGGCCUACAGUUUGACCCGCCCUUCCUCGACUUUACGGACAGCCACGAGGUAUCGUUCCGCACUCGUGGCGUGUCUCUGGGUCCCAAGACGAUGCUCUUUCACCGCACUGGAAAUAAUGCUGCACUCUAUGCUGGCAUUGGCAACGGUCGCUCGUUCAACGUCGAGCGUGCUUUCAUGCGGCACACGUUCUACGUGCAGUUUGUCUCGCACUUGGGCAACCGCCGCAAAUACUGCUUCUCCGUCCCCGACGCAGCGGCCCGCCAACGCUGGGGACAAAUGCUCACUCGUCAAGUGUGGCUCACAACCGAGAAGAAGCAAGGCGCUGGAGCGCCCACGACGCACGCGCAGCGGGUCCGCCGCGCCGCCGAGGCCGUUAGCUUGCAGGUACUGCGCGACGCACUUAUUCCUCCCGACGAGAACCCCGAAACAGCAGGUGGUGGUGCCCGCAAGCUGAGCCACACGGCCGCCCAGCGGGAUCCUCAUCGCGCAGCACGUGUUGCCAGUGUCUCGCUUGCAUAUGCCGCGAAGGCUGGUGGCGAUGAAGCCGCCCUCGGCCCCCUCAUCGCCACCAAGGGCAACAACCCGGACGCGACAGGCAUGGUGGAUCUGCAGACAGGCAAGGAGCUCGUACUCCUCUGUCGUCAGAACAGUCUGCUCCCUGGUGUCCUCGAGCUGCUCCAGAGCGGCACGGGUGCCCAGGCGACUGCUACUGCUCCAACAUCUGCGCCGGGGUCAGCAACGGCGCCCGCAUCGGCCAUCCCCCACGCAUCGCACCUCCAGCCAAGCGGAGUCCAGCCCCAGCGCUCGGCAGGCCUCAAGGCCAUGAUGCAAGACAGACGGUUGUGA